This is a messenger RNA of Bombyx mori (domestic silkworm), 2305 nucleotides long. Its product is annotated as pickpocket protein 28. Gene Ontology annotation, cellular component: plasma membrane. NCBI's taxonomy places the organism in Eukaryota, Metazoa, Arthropoda, Insecta, Lepidoptera, Bombycidae. The transcript has 14 exons. Gene Ontology annotation, biological process: sodium ion transmembrane transport. The coding region runs from base 69 to 1745 and encodes 558 amino acids. The record is from RefSeq and is a predicted model, not a curated record. Gene Ontology annotation, molecular function: ligand-gated sodium channel activity.
AAAUGAAUGUUUAGUUAGUUAUCAUAUCGGAUGUCCAUUUUGUUGGACGUUGCAUUCAUUGCAGAGCUAUGGAGUCCGAUAAGGAAAUCACCGUUGUGUAUGGCGACGUCUGUUUGAGGAAAGAAAAAAGAAAAAGACAGAGGUCACUGCUCGUGGAGAAGUUCUAUGAUUUUACAAGCAGUACCACAUUACACGGGCUUAGGUACAUUACACAAAGAGGUCUGCAUCCAGUAGAAAAAAUAUUCUGGUUGAUAACCUUCAUAAUAAGCGUAUUAAUCUGUUUCUAUUUGAUGAGCAACGUUUGGUUUAAAUGGAAGACCUGCCCUGUCAUUGUCACCUUGAGCGAGAGAUUAGUGUCGGUUGAUGAGGUACCCUUUCCAUCAGUAACGAUUUGUCCACAAAGCAAAAAUUCCCCAAAAAUUUACGAUUACUUUGAAGAAAAAAAAAAUUUAUACCAGGGAUUAAAAUAUUCCAUGAUACAUGAAACGAAUACUAUUGAUCAAAAUCAGUUAGAAAAAUUGCAAGACGUGUCUAUGAUCUGUGAAAGCGAAGUUUUGGAUUUGCUUUGGGUUGAUUCAUACGGUUUCAAUACGUUGGAUCGUCUUUAUUCUAAUAUCAGCCUUGUUGAACAUAUAUUGCAGGUGAUACCAGAUUUUGAAGAGUUUUUUGACAGCUGUGUUUGGCGUAACGAGUACAUAGAAUGUAAGAAAUUAUUUCAAAGAGUUCUCACAUCGGAAGGCGUCUGCUACACAAUGAAUACGUUGGCAUCAUCCGAAAUAUUCCGGACCGAGAAUUUACAUGGAGAUUUUGCUUACUUGGAAUCAACAGAGAUGAGCCGUAAUUGGACGAUAGAGGAAGGCUAUAAAAGCGAAGAUAACAAUACAUAUCCAAGAAGAGGAAGGAAAAACGGGGCCGAGCCAGAUUUAAAAGUUGUACUUAAAGAUAACCCGGAACAGAAAGAUAAGCUAUGUAAUAAACUUAAAAAUGGUUUCAAGAUAUUUAUACACCAUCCCGCAGAUUUGCCGCAGCCUUCAUUGUACUAUUACAGUGCGUUGUCGUCCCAAGUUUCUUCUAUGGCACUAAAAUUUGAUAUUUUGCGUACAUCAAACAGUUUGGAUUCAUUACCCGUUGAGCAACGUCAAUGCUAUUUUCCCCACGAGCGACAACUGAGAUAUUUCCAAAGCUAUUCUUCAAACAAUUGCCGAGUCGAAUGCUUGACUAAUUACACAUUUACGAAAUGUGGAUGCGUCGCAUUUUAUAUGCCCUAUCACAUCAGUGAUAAAAUUUGCACCUUAGCAAAGUUUGAGUGCGUGAAAAAUGCCAAAGAGGAAGUAGCACAAACACGUGGAAUGGAAUCGAUAUCCGACAACGCACAUGCAUGUCAAUGCCUCCCUUCCUGUAACAGUAUCGAUUAUGACGCCGAGAUUCUGAAGUCAGAAUUCCACAUAAAGGAUUACAUGACAAGCUUCACGAAAAGUUUCGGUUACGACGAUAUAUAUAGUGAAACGAUAAUGGGCAAUGACAGUUUCUCGAAGAUAGAACUGUUUUAUAAGUUACCACGUUUCAUGUCGUUCAAACGUUCAGAACUAUUUGGCAAGACCGACUUCUUGGCGAACUGCGGCGGUCUCCUCGGGUUGUUCCUAGGAUUCUCUUUCCUCAGUCUAGUCGAGAUAAUCUAUUUCAUAACAUUGAGAAUAUGGUGCGCCUUAGCACGGGAAAAGCGUUAUCAGAAAAAUGAAAAAUGAAACAGAAAUAUCAUCAUUAAAUAUAUAUUUAUUGUAGACAUUAUUAAUAGAUUGAGGAAUGUCUGUUUUGACCUUUUUUAAUUUACAUACUAAUAUAAAAAAAUUGUACAUAAAAAGUCACAUUUAAAUAUGAAAAAAAGAUGACAAUAUUAAGAAUAUAAUUUAUGAAAGUGGUACAUUAAUGGUGACGCAAAAAAAGGUUAUCAGCAUAAAAUUAAAUAUAAUACGUGCAUAUUCGGAAAUCCGUUAAGUAAAGAAUAAGGCUCAGAAGAAUGUCCCCAGUUCUCAAUUUUGAAACAAAAUAAAUAAGCUAUCCUUCAAAGAUGCUUUGUUUUUGGCUUAAAUAAAAUAAAAACCUACGACAUAUACUUAUGUUAUGCUGUCGCAAAGAAAAGAUAGCUUGAAUCGGAACACAUAUAGAUAAUCUUUUAAAUAAACAUUCCUCUUAGAUCAUUAAAAUAUGAUAUUUACAAUUGCACUUUAACUAAAUUUGUAUUUACUAUUAUCUAAAUUAUAAUACAUAAUUAAAUCAUAUUUUUUUAACGGGAUAAUUGUUAUUU